Cucurbita moschata (crookneck pumpkin) is the source of this 3069-nucleotide messenger RNA. RefSeq names its product probable inactive leucine-rich repeat receptor-like protein kinase At3g03770. The transcript has 7 exons. Bases 723 to 3038 code for a protein of 771 amino acids. Gene Ontology annotation, biological process: protein phosphorylation. NCBI's taxonomy places the organism in Eukaryota, Viridiplantae, Streptophyta, Magnoliopsida, Cucurbitales, Cucurbitaceae. Gene Ontology annotation, molecular function: receptor serine/threonine kinase binding; protein kinase activity; ATP binding. The record is from RefSeq and is a predicted model, not a curated record.
AGCAUGGCAUUCAUUUUUAGCUGGGAUAUAGAGCUCUCAUCAGUGCACUCUACUUUGGUUCAUUUGAUUUUCUCGAUCCCCACUUGGUUCAUUUGCUCCAAAGAGGAAUUUUGACCUCUUUCAUGUCAGAGGCGACCUCCUCGUUGUUGUAGUUAAUGCUCUCUCUGUGUGAGUUCUGGUUUUAAGAGUACACUUUCAACUAUCUCCACCAAUUAUUAUCUCUUCUCCUCCUUAAUUUGCCUUCUUCUUCUACUUCUUCUUCUUCUUUUUUAAGUGCUCUCUUUACUCUACUUUAUCACUUUGUUUGUUUUCUUCUCUGUUUUUUAGAAUUUGAUCCUUCCAACACAUUGUUUGUAAUCAUCAGCUUGAGUUUUUGUAUCUUGUCUUGUGAAUUCUAUUGCAGCUUUUUCAUCUUUGAGCAUCUGUUUGCUGCGGGAAUUGUACUCUGUUUUGAAGAUUCUCUUCCUUACUCGUAUUUACUCUGUUUUUUCCUUCUCUCGCUUGCUCUCUUUUGAGGGCUUAACUUCAUUACCUUUGUAUUGUCUUCUUGAGUGGAGGGUUAAUUCCCGACUUGGAGAGUUUCCCCAGGCAGUUCUCUUUUUCGAAUUUCUGUCAAAAGUUUUCCAGGUCGAUACUAUGUGGCUAAGACUAAGAAUUCUUGAUUUAGUUCUUCGUCUUCGAUCAUCUUGUUGAUUAACCUGCUAGUUUCAGAGGUUUCUCAAAUGGGUUCUCUGCAACUUUACCUUAUUGUCAGUCUUUCAUGGGCUUUUUUCUUUCCCUAUACCCAUCAGCUACAAUCCUCUCAGACCCAAAUCCUGUUGCAGAUCAGGAAACAUUUGGAGUACCCUUCUUCCUUGGAAGUUAUGAACACUUUCGAUGGUGACCUCUGUAAUGUUUCCCCAUCUCGAGAGAUGACCAUUGCGUGCCAGAACAAUGUAGUGACUGAACUCCGAAUUAUGGGGGAUAAGUUUGUCAAAUUUAGAGGGUUCAAUGGGGUUCCAAUUCCAAAUCAAACUCUAUCUGAGAGAUUUUCCAUAGGUUCCUUCGUUACCACAUUGUCAAGGUUAAGUAGCUUGCGGGUUCUUAGCUUAAUUUCUUUGGGAAUUUGGGGGCCACUUCCUGAAAAAAUUCAUCGCCUCUCCUCUCUUGAGUUCUUGGAUUUGAGCUCAAAUUUCAUAUUUGGUCAAAUCCCACCUAAAAUUUCUACCAUGGUUCAACUCUAUUCAAUGGUUCUCGAUGGUAAUUACUUCAAUGAUACAGUCCCGGAUUGGCUUGACUCCUUAACGAACCUUACCUUUUUGAGCUUGAAAAGAAAUAGACUCACCGGUCAAUUUCCCUCUUCAUUAUGCAGAAUUAGAACACUAGCCGACGUUUCUCUGUCUCACAAUGAAAUUUCUGGGGAAUUGCCCGACUUGAGUGCUUUGACCAAUUUGAAUGUGUUGGACAUGAGAGACAAUAAGUUAAACUCUGUUCUUCCAGUCAUGCCAAAAGGACUAGUUACACUUCUACUUAGCAAGAAUGCGUUAUCUGGCGAAAUUCCUAAGCACUUUGGUCGGAUGGCUCAGCUUCAACAUCUUGAUCUAUCAUCCAAUCAACUGACGAGGUCACCACCUCCUUUCUUGUUCAAUUUGCCAAACAUUACAUACCUUAAUUUAGCUUCAAAUAAGAUGAGUGGAUCCCUUCCAAAUCCUCUAAGGUGCAGUACAAAACUUGGGUAUGUUGAUAUUUCAGACAACAAGUUAACUGGAGCUCUUCCCACUUGUUUGGGAAGUUCUUCAGACAAGAGAAUGGUUAAAUUUGGUGGGAAUUGUUUUUCUUCUGAUUUGCAACAUCAGCAUGAAGCAUCAUUUUGUGCAGAAUCCCUUACAGAGACCGGAAAAUCUAGAAGAAUAGAAAAACUGUUGAUUGUUGCUGCCUUCGUCAGUGGAGCUAUAAUUCUUAUCGUGCUUUUACCCUUUGGACUUAUCUUUCUGUACCGAAGGCUCUGUAAAAGAACAGUACAAGAACUGUCGGUACCGCCAAAAGUUGUACAAGAAAAUUCAACUACUGCAGUUCCAUCUGAGCUAUUAGCAAGUGCCAGGUUCAUUUCUCAAGCUAUGAAGCUAGGUGCCCAGACUGUUCCAAUGUGUCGAUCAUUUUCUUUUCAAGAGCUAAAGGAUGCUACAAAAGACUUUGAUAAAUCAAUGCUCUUGGGAGAGGGUUCUAUAGGAAAGCUCUAUAGAGGAAAACUGGAAAAUGGGACUCUUGUUGCUGUAAGGUGCUUACCUUUAUCCAAGAAAUAUUCAGUACAAAACCUUAAAGUUCGGCUGGAUGUUCUUUCGAAGCUUCACCACCCCCAUUUAGUUGGCCUCUUUGGUCACUGUAUUGAGGGAGACGGACAUGACUACUCAACUGUCAAGCAAGUUGUUCUUCUUGUAUACGAAUACGUGUCAACUGGGAAUUACCGCACUCUUUUGACAGAAACUUAUCCAGAGAAGGUCUUGAAGUGGUCAGAUAGGUUGACAAUUUUGAUUGGAGUUGCCAAGGCCAUUCACUUUCUGCAUACAGGGGUCAUUCCUGGUUCGUUCAAUAAUCGUUUGAAAACAAACAAUAUAUUGCUUGAUGAACACCGAAUUCCAAAGCUUAGUGACUAUGGCACAUCGAUUAUCACCGAAGAAAUUGAAAAACAUGAGGCAAAGGGAGAAGGCACAAAAUCAAGCAACAGGAAAAACUUGGUGGAGGAUGAUGUUUACAAUUUUGGAUAUAUAUUACUGGAAUCACUUGUUGGGCCUAUAGUAACUGGAAGAGAAGAAACAUUUCUUCUAAAUGACAUGGCAUCCUUCGGCAGCACGGAUGGGCGGAGACGAAUCGUCGAUCCAGUCGUGUUGACCACCUGCUCCCAAGAGUCAUUAUCAAGAGUUAUAUCUAUCACGAAGAAAUGCAUAUCGACCGACGUAUUGUCUCGGCCCUCAUUCGAGGAUGUGCUGUGGAACUUGCAGUAUGCUGCUCAAGUCCAGGCCUCUACUGAUGCUGAGCAAAAGUCUGAUUCCAUAUCUUAGCAGUACAUAUUACACGUUAGAGUCUUGCUAA